AUGACAUCUAAUCCUAGUCUAAGUUGGCAAGAGAUUCAAGAUGUUUACUAUAGUUUGAGAUCUUGCUAUGACACAUUGAAUUGGUCAAUUGGAAACCUUCAUUCUGAUCAUAAGGUUAAAAUAUCUUCCAAUUCAACCUUGGUGGCAUUAUCAUCAAAACAUGCUAAAUACCCUAGUCUAAUAGAAAUCUAUUCCAUCAGUGGUAAUAAAUUAUGGUCAAUUAUCUUCAAUUCAACACCCACAGAGCAUAUAAUUGAUUAUGAAUUCCGAGGAGAAGACUUGUAUGUGGUAUUAUCUAAUCAAAAAAUCAGACAUUAUAGAGAUUUGAAAGGUAACUUUAACGAGUAUAGUUAUACAGAUAAGUUGAUUAAACUUGAUGAUUUCGGAGAUUCAAACAUUCUUUUACCUAAAAAUGAAGAAUUCAAAACCAUCACUAAUCUUGAAAGUAAUGAUAUAGAAGAAAUUUAUAAAGUUGAAGAGAUUUAUAAUUGGGGACCCUACUUAUUCUUAAGGUUGACUAAUAGAUUCAUUAUCACCGAUUUGAAUACCUGGAAGAACUAUGAGAUCCCUAUUUCUGAUCAAUUAUCCGAUAAAAUUCAUUGUAUGAGUUUGGUAACGAUAUCCAAUGAUGAUAAAGAGAUUUUGACUGUGAUAUGUUUUAACAAUACGGUGAUUUCAUUGAAAGUAGAUUUAAAUUCCAGCAGUUAUGAGUUCAUUGAUUAUGGAUUAACUGAUGGACCAUUCAAUAAGGUGGCAGUAUCGCCAAAUGGUCAGUUGAUAGCGUUAUUGAAUAGUGAGCUUUCAACUAUAUUUGUCAUUAAUAACACUUUCAACCAAGUUCUUUUGGAAUACGAUACUUCAAAUGAUUCAAGUUUACCUUACCAAAUCCAAUGGUGUAGCAAUGAUGCUUUAGUAUUGGCAUUAAGAGACGAAAUCAAAUUAUUAGGUCCCAAUCAAGCAUCUAUAUCGUUUUUUUAUGACGUUUUAGAAGAAGAUUUCGAUUUUGAUAGUGUUUUGAAGAAUAAUGGGGUUGAUGAAUUAUCAUUCACUAUUCCUAUAUUGAAAUCUGAAGUUGAUGGGUUGAAGAUUUUAACUACAAAUAAACUUGAAUUCUUAUCUAGAGUACCCAUUGAAAAUGUUAACUUAUAUCAAAUAGGUUCAUCCCAUCCAAGUUCUAUUUUACUUGAUUCCAUUGAUAAAUUAUCCUUACAUUCUUCCAAAGCCGAUGCUAAUAUCUCAUUAUUGAAAUCAGAUCAUUCUUUACUUCUUGCUAUUGAUGAAAGUUUGAAAGCUGCAUUAUAUGAAUUCAAUCCAUUCUGGCAGAAAAAGAUCUUAUCGUCAGUAUCAUUUGGUAAAACGUAUUGUGAUCAGUCAUUCAAUGGAGAAGAAUAUGUGAAAGUGGUCAACUUGUUAAAAGUAUUGAAUCAAUUAAGGUCAUCAGAAAUAGCUAUCUUUUUAACUUCCAACGAAGUCGAAACUAUAGGUUGGUCCAGCAUUAUUGAUAUGUUACUAAAAAGAGAUGAAUAUCUUUUAUCGAUCAAAAUCAUUGACUUAUUGGGAUUGAAUCAUUUGAAAGAUAAAAUCUAUAUAAAUUGGUGUUGUUAUAAGAUCAAGAAAGAAAUAGAUCUAGAAGAUCAUGAACUAUUCAAGAUCAUAUCCAAAAAAUUGAAGUCGGCAAGAAAUAAUCUUCCUUUCAAUGAAGAUACGAAUUAUAUUUCCAUAUCCGAGAUUUCAGAAAUUGCCUAUGAAGAGGGUAGAAUUGACUUAUGUAAAUUAUUGAUAGAUCUUGAACCUUCUAUGAACAAGAAAAUUCAACAAUAUAUCAAUUUCGAAGAAUUGGAAUUGGGGUUGAUCAAGAGUUUUCAAUCAAAUGAGUAUGACUUAUGUAAGUUGAUACUUUUGUAUUUAUAUGACACCCUUUCGAUAUCCCAAUUUUUCAAGAUUUUACAUCAAAAUGAACAGAAAUCAGAUACAAUUUCAGGUGAUGCCGUAGAACAUUUCUGGAUCGAAAUUAUCGGUAAAAACGAAUCAACUUCUGCAUUAUUAGAGAAAUACUAUAAACAAGAAGAUAUGAAGAUGGAUUUGACUAUACUAAAAUUCAAGACAUUCCUCAAACAGUUCAAUGAAGAUUUGAUCAAAGAAACAGUUGAUGAUGAUUUUUACGAUAAUUAUAAAAGCCAAUUGAAAAAUCUUUCAGGUUUUUCGGGUGAUAGAAGAAAUAGUAAAUACUAUCAAUUAGAAUUGGAAAUCCUUGAAGCCAAGAAACGAUUAUCUGACACCUAUCAAGUUGAUUUCUUCAAAUAUAAAUCCUUGAAUGAUAUCAUCACCAAAUUGAUACAAAUGAAUCAACUCAAACAAUGUCAAAAACUCACUAAAGAAUUUAAAAUCCCCCAAGAGAAAUUCUGGUUCAUUUUGAUAGAAACUUAUGCAAGCACAGGAGAAUUCGAAAGAUUACACCAAUUCAUUUUAUCCACAUCUGCCGAUAAACAUAAUUUGAAGUCUCCUAUCAGCUUCCAAAACAUAGUCGAUACCUGUUUGGCUUAUAAUGGACCAUCAGAGAAUAUUUCCAUUUAUAUCGAUAAUUGUAAAGAUAUCCAUUAUUCUGAGAAGAUUCAAAUGUACAUUAAGAAUAAUGAUUUAGUACUGGCUGCUAAUGAAUCUUAUUAUUACAAAGAUAUAGAGUUUUUAAGAUCCAUCCUUGAAAGAGCUAAUAAGUUAGCUAAUGAUUCUACCAUAGAGUCAAUUAAAAGUUUAAUCAAUAAGUUAGGUUAUUAA
Yamadazyma jaroonii is the source of this 2775-nucleotide messenger RNA. The record is from the annotation of a GenBank genome assembly. NCBI's taxonomy places the organism in Eukaryota, Fungi, Ascomycota, Pichiomycetes, Serinales, Debaryomycetaceae.